CAGCACGCCAUGACGGAGCUUUUAUGGGAUUUCACAAUUCUCCUCCCCUGAUAUGAGAUUCUUGUCUGAACUCGCAGAGCCUCCUCCAGCAGGAUCCGGGACGUCCUCCGCACUCCUGGGAGCUAGGAGCUCCAUGCUCUAAAGGGUCUGGCUCCUUAAAGGAGCUUCAGGAGGCAUCUUCUCCAGUCCUGAGGAGGACUCAGGUGAUAAGGAUAUGGCGGUAUAGCAGAUCUAUAAUAAUCCUGGCCUGCACAACUGGCACUCACAUCCGAUGGUCUUAGGGAAGACCCUCCCAUUUCAGACAAGAGGAGGAGCCAAGGAUUGAUGGGUGUGGUCACAUGGUGGGGAUGGAUCGGGGGUACCUGAUGUUCUUCUCAUGAUGGCUGUGUUCUCUCUGCAGGGAUUUCUGCUGCGGUGAUCUGUCCGGUAUCUAGAGAUAUCUAUAUGCAGAAAGAGCCUCCUGGCUGACGACAAUAUUCUGGAUUCACCAGUCAGGUACCUCCAUGACUGCGCCCUCUGGUGGUCAUCUCUCUGCUGUAGCCGGAGGACCCAAAUGGAAGAGUUCUUCUGGAUCACUGGUCAGCUGGGGGAUGGCGGUCAAUGUGUACUCCACGUCUGUGACCAGUGAAAACCUGAGUCGCCAUGAUAUGCUCUCCUGGGUCAAUGACUGCAUACAGCUCCACUACACCAAGAUAGAACAGCUGUGCUCAGGAGCAGCCUACUGUCAGUUCAUGGACAUGCUUUUCCCCGGAUGCAUCUUACUGAAAAGAGUAAAAUUCCAGGCGAAGCUGGAGCACGAAUUCAUCCACAACUUCAAGGUCUUGCAGGCCGCCUUUAAGAAGAUGGGCGUGGACAAGAUAAUUCCCGUAGAAAGAUUGGUGAAAGGGAAAUUCCAAGAUAAUUUUGAGUUUAUCCAGUGGUUCAAGAAAUUGUUUGAUGCCAAUUACGAUGGGAGGGAGUAUGACCCUAUUCUGGCAAGACAAGGGCAGGACAUUGCACCCGCACCAAACCCUGGAGACCAGGUCUUCAACAAACCCAAGAAGCCCAUUGUGACAUCAGUCCCACAAAGAACAUCUCCCACAGGUCCCAAGACCAUGCAGCCUCCAGCACGAUUACCAAGCAUGGCUCAUCCGGUCAGGAAAAACCCACCCAUCACCAGGAAUGGUGGCAGCGAGCUGGACUCACAAAUAAUGGAGCUGAACCAGCAGUUAAUGGAUCUGAAGUUGACUGUGGACGGACUGGAGAAAGAACGAGAUUUUUACUUCAGUAAACUGCGAGACAUCGAGCUGAUAUGUCAGGAGCACGAGAGUGAGAGCCCGGGGGUUCUUUCCAAAAUCAUCGACAUCCUGUAUGCCACAGAGGAAGGAUUUGCUCCUCCAGACGAGGAUGAGAAUGAAGAACUUCAGGCAGAGGACCAGGAUGAAUAUUAACCACGUCCCUUGCUUUUCCUCAUCCCCUUCGCUCAGUUGCUUUGUAAAAUAAUAUCGCUCCUCGCUGCCCGUUUCCCCAUUGGCCAUUUUUUUGCAAGAUGAACCUGUUAGGUUGGAGUCUCAACACACGCGCUCGUGAUCCAUCUUCCAUCCCUGCAAUUAAUAGCCAGAAUGGGCAAUUAUCCCGCGGGCCACCACCCUCCGAAAUGUGAACAGAGCAGCCGGGACAUGGGAGAGGAUGUCUUCUACGGCAUGGAUUUAUCUAUCAGGAGAUUGUUUUCAGCCCCCCUGUGGACAAACAUGUAGCUGACCCCAUAUGUCUCUGUCCCACCCUUUUUGGCCUGACACUUGGGCGCCCUCGCGCUAUUUGAUGGUCGUGUUUUUUACCUCUAGAUUUGUCUUCCUCUUACAUUUUAACUCCCUCUUUGCUUUUCUUUCUGGAGUGGUGUAUUUGAAAACAGGGCCGCCCGGUAUUUAUUUUUUCUUUUUAUAAUUUUUGGGAAAGUCAUGGAAGAUAUCGGAGAAAAACUUCGACCAGAUGUCGACAGUCAAAGACGACUGGGAACAAUGUCCUGCAUCUUCUACAAAUGUCCAGACUACAACUAUCCACAUAAGUGGUUAUUAGGCAACAUACUAUGGAAACGACUUAAAGGGAUUGUCCUUCGACAACUCCUUUUUUCUUUUAUAACCCUUCAGUCAGACGGGUCAUGGGUUUUAAUGUAACGUUGUCAGCUGGACGAGAACGUUUGCAGCUUGAUUCCAUCGUGAUCUCUUGAUGAGUGACAUCUGUUGUAUGUUUCCAAUUGACUUCUUGAUGGGUAGUUAUCAGUCAUAAUCACUAUGUGAGAAUCCGUACUUCACCUUCUCCCCUCACCGCCUGUGCAAUGUUUGGGACACCUGUACAUGACAACAUUUGUGCACUGAGACAACUGUGCAUAAGAAGAACUGUACAUUGCUACCCUCAUACAUGAGAACACCUACACCAAGACCCUCGUACAUGAGAACACCUACACCAGGACCCUGAUACAUGAGAACACCUACACUAGGACCCUCAUACAUGAGAACACCAACACUAGGACCCUGAUACAUGAGAACACCUACACCAGGACCCUCAUACAUAAGAACACCUACACCAGGACCCUCAUACAUGAGAACACCUACACCAGGACCCUCAUACAUGAGAACACCUACACCAGGACCCUCAUACAUGAGAACACCUACACCAGGACCCUCAUACAUGAGAACACCUACACCAGGACCCUCAUACAUGAGAACACCUACACCAGGACCCUCAUACAUGAGAACACCUACACCAGGACCCUCAUACAUGAGAACACCUACACCAGGACCCUCAUACAUGAGAACACCUACACCAGGACCCUCAUACAUGAGAACACCUACACCAGGACCCUCAUACAUGAGAACACCUACACCAGGACCCUCAUACAUGAGAACACCUACACCAGGACUCUCAUACAUGAGAACACCUACACCAGGACCCUCAUACAUGAGAACGCCUACACCAGGACCCUCAUACAUGAGAACACCUGUAUAACAGGACUCUCGUACAUGAGAACACCUACACCAGGACCCUCAUACAUGAGAACACCUACACCAGGACCCUCAUACAUGAGAACACCUACAACAGGACACUCGUACAUGAGAACACCUAUACAACAGGACACUCGUACAUGAGAACACCUAUACAACAGGACACUCGUACAUGAGAACACCUAUACAACAGGACACUCGUACAUGAGAACACCUAUACAACAGGACACUCGUACAUGAGAACACCUAUACAACAGGACACUCGUACAUGAGAACACCUAUACAACAGGACACUCGUACAUGAGAACACCUAUACAACAGGACACUCCAACCUGAGAACACCCAAACACUAAGACAUUUGUACAUGAUGAUUUCCCAGUGCACAGGUGUCCUCAUGUAAGGCAGCCUUUACAUAAAGAUGUCCUCAUGUGUGGGUGCCAUGGUGUACAUUUGUCCUCAUGUACAGGUGUCCUCUGCAUUCCCCAUGGUGAGAGAUUGUCCAAACUGAUUGAUGCUGCAAUGUUUAGUUUUCGGGGGCUCAGUUCUGUGGGACUCGAAAGAAAGGGGGAAAUUUUCUUUUAGAAACAUUAAUUUUAAAAGCCCUGGUAUUCUUAAUGAACAUGAGGACUAACUAAAACGUUAUAGUCCAAAAAGAUGUUUAACAUAAAUGGUCUUCCCACCAAUCGGGUACAAAAUACUUAUGUUCGUUUCUCUUAUAUGGGAUCACUGUAGGGUUGGAUAAAGGCCCAAUUAUGGUUCAGGUACAAAUGACUAAUAAUUGUCUCCUAUAAACGGGAUGUAUUUCUUCAUUCACAGAUAUAUUUCACAGCCUUUAGCAAGUGAAGGACCUUCCAUCUUUAUAUGAAAGCUUGUUGUUCCGUUGCUUAUAUGUGAACAGAAAUCCUAACGAUCCCGAUGAUAUUCGGUUCCGAUCAUUUUACAUGGGCCUUAAGGCUCCUCUUUCCAUGGUCUUUUGCAGAGACCAUGGAACCCCCCACAGAUAUGUCCUCCUCUGUUUUCUUAGUUUCACGUUGUCUUCUGCUUUGUCCUUCUCCUGGACUUGAAGCCUUUUGUGUCAUCUUAGUUUAAUUUCUGACUCCAGGUUUAUGGCUGUACAUUCAGUCGGUGCUCGGCGGCGUAUACUGCUUAGAUGUGUAUAAUUUUUCUUUUAAUAGAUUUUGAAUGCACUUUUUAUUGUCUUUUUCGAAAUCUCAGCAUAAGUGAGGUUUUUGUGAAAGCUCCAGCACGGCUUCCAUCUCGCAGACAUAUCUUGGUGACACAGCAUGGAUUAUGGCUGAAGAGCCGCAGGACGAUGCGCGUAGCGAUAAGCUCUUGGAAAGGCCGUUGGUGCUGAGCUCACAUCCAGUAAUCGCGUCAUGUUGUCUGUCCUCUGACCAUUAUCGUGUAUGAUUUGACGGCAGCGGACUGAUGAUGACAUCUAAUUGACUAAAUUUUAUUUUUGAAUUUUUUUCAUAUAUUUUCUGAAGGUUGUUGUUCCUUAGAUUUUUUUCUUCUGUUGAUGAAAUGAGAUUGGAAAUUAGUUAUUUAUUUUUUAUUCAAUUUACUCAGAUCAUACUUUUUUUUGCCUAUUAGGUUGUUACCAGUGCUCGUGUGACCUGGUUGGACCAAUGAACUGUUGGUAGGAGAUAAGGUCCUUUUAUUUGGCCCAAUUCCGGGCCAUAAUGAGCACCGAUUGAAGAGAAAACGACUCGAUCGGCACAGGCUGAUGGAAACUGCAUCGGGAAGAAGGAUCGUAGGCCACCCCCAUACUCUUGUACAUGGGGAGAGGUGCCAACGACUGUUGAACAUGAAGUGUUUGCUCCCGUGUCGACUGAUCGCUGGUCCCAAAGGACCCAUAGAAAAAGCAAAGAGAUCUUCAUUUCUGCCCGAAGGACGUGGAAUCAUAGGAGAAGGGAUGUAGCUUUAGUAGAAAGCCACAGAAGGUGAAUCUGUCAGUCUGAUGAGGCGCACGGAUGUUCAGUGGACCUGUAAUGAUGUUUCAGGUCCAGGGGAUGCAACAAAUUAAAGGGGUUGUCCAGCGGUAUUACAUUUUUAUAUAUGGCUCACUGUGGGUUAAAAAAAAAAAAAACAUACUAUUAUUCUCUGACCCCCUGCUAUUGCCGUACCAGCGCUGUUCCAGUCUCCACUGAUCUCCACUUUCCGGUCCUGGCUUAAAAUGCUGGGAAAGAUCCCGCUCAGCCGGUCACUGGUGGAGGUGGGUCACCAGUACAAUCGUCGACUGGCUGAGCGGAGGUCUCCUAGUCAAGCUGGGACCAAAGCAUGAGGGCGAGGAUGGCUUCCUUUUUUAAUUUUACCCCUCUGUGUGUCGUAUGUACAAACUUUAAUACCGCAUUACGACUGAAAAGCUCCAUAUGGAAGGGAAAGUUGUCUGACUUGCACCUUGCAUGUGUCCGCGUGGCGGCCAUGAAGAUCCUUGACAGCGCUUAGGCAUGAAACAGGGAAAGCAUUAGUGUCCAAAAAUCGCUCAUGCUGCUUACAAACUACGAGACAGCGAUUUUAUGUUACUGAAAACACUGAAUUUUUUCAAUUUAUGAAAUUUUAUGUUUUUCCCCACCUACACUGUCCAUGUUUUAACAUCUGUUCACUUUCGAUUGACAGAAAUAUCCACGUAAGUGCGCGUUCACAUAACCAUUUUGUUUUCCAUUCUUCUGAUCCGUCAGAAGAACAGAACAUUUUAUAAAAAUUGAAUUUAUUUUUUUCUUUUUUGAGCAUCUGUUAUGAUCCGUUUGCAUCUGUUUUCGUCAGUUCCGUUACUGAUCCGUUAUUUAAAACGUGUAAAAUAACGGAUCUCUGAUGGAAAUUAUGCAGACUGAUCAUAAGGGAGGCUCAAAAAGAGACGGAUCAGUUAUCUUUUGUGCAAACUGGGCAUAACGGA
Messenger RNA from Bufo bufo (common toad), 5877 nucleotides. RefSeq names its product microtubule associated protein RP/EB family member 3 (gene MAPRE3). The transcript is spliced from 8 exons. The record is from RefSeq and is a predicted model, not a curated record. NCBI's taxonomy places the organism in Eukaryota, Metazoa, Chordata, Amphibia, Anura, Bufonidae. Gene Ontology annotation, molecular function: microtubule plus-end binding. Gene Ontology annotation, biological process: protein localization to microtubule plus-end; spindle assembly; regulation of microtubule polymerization or depolymerization. The coding region runs from base 504 to 1430 and encodes 308 amino acids. Gene Ontology annotation, cellular component: spindle midzone; microtubule plus-end; cytoplasmic microtubule.